AUGAUGAGGAUUAAGAUAUCGGUUAUUAUUUUAAUCACGCUAUAUUUCCAAAUCACAACUCAACAGAUGCAAGAACGAGAUGAUGAAGUAAUGGUAUCAGGAAGCAAAAAAACGAUAAAGGAAUUAAUCAAUGUAUAUUUCCCUGAAUUCAUCUCUAUAUCAAAUAAAUCAUGUAUUGAAGAAGCCAUAUCAUAUGAUGGAUUUUUAUCCCGAUGUAUCCAUGGUGAUGAUAUGAGUUUGAUUUCUGAUACUCAUAAGAUGAUUGUUUCGAUUAAAUUGACUAUAUGUGAAUUUGAGAAUUCUGCUUCUAUAAGAAUCUUACAACCAUGUCUGUAUCAUAUUUCGGAUGAACGUAACAGUAAGAGUGAGUAUCAGGAUAGAUAUGUUCAAUUCAUGGAUUGUAUGGUUGGUAAUUCUAAUGAAUUUUGGACUAGUUAUAGUGGAUAUUAUCAACGAUUGAAUUCAUUAUGUUUUGAGAAUGAAGAAUUUUAUAAUAAGGAACGAUUUUUCAAUAUGAUUAAUAAUGUCACUAAUUUUUUUGAAGAUUUUAAUUAUGAGAUGCAUGAAAUGAAUGAAGAUUUCAAUGUUAAGAAUUUUAAUAGGAUGCAAGAAUAUGUUGAUGAUAUAUUUGAUGGAUUUGUUGAUUUACAAAUGAAACAGAAUUCUGUAUUAGAGGAUGAUUUUAAUAAAUUUCGUAAUCAAAUGAAUGAGAAUUUGAAUAAGAAUGAUUUAGAAUAUCAAUUGCGUCUUUCAAAACGAGAAAUGGAAUUGAGAGAUUAUUUUCUCAAGGUGAAUGAUAUAAUCAAAGAUAUUUCUAGUAGUAUAACUCGAGAGAAACUAGAUAUUAAAGAUGAGAUUCAAAGUUUCAAAAAUCAAAUAAUAGCGAAUGCAUCAAAUGAAAUGGUUAGUUAUGAAAUAGAGAAGAAUUUAGAGAAUGAAAAGAAAUUACAAGAAGUACUACUGACUACUUCUGAGGGGUUAGUUAUGAUCAAUGAAUUGGUCAAUGAUACCGUACGAAAUUUCCAAGGUCAAUUGUCUGGAGAACUAAUAGAGUCGAUCACGUCAAGCAUUGAAUUGGAGCUAAUGCCCAGCAUAAUACAUUUUAAGCAAAUUAUGCUAAAGGAAAUGAGUAUGAUGACAAGUAUUUUAAAUGAUGAAAUGAAACAUUGGAAUUAUGAAAUUACGAAUAAUUUUGAAAAUAUUAAUAUGCGUAUUAUCGACACUAUGGAGAAGAUUAAUGAUUUGGAUUCCCGAUUAAAUAAGUUUAUUAAGGCAUUGAAUGGACUAUUUGCCAGUUUUACUAAGUUGUUGCAAUUGGUUAAAUUAAUGUGGGCAUAUAAGAUUAUAAUGAUUUUAGUAUUCCUGAUAAUCUCGCAAAGAACCAUAUGGCGAAGAGUUCUGAUAAAGACCCUUACACUUCCUAAAAUGUUUAUACGAUUGUUGCGUUUAAUGUUGAAAUGGUUGAUGUUGAUUGUUGUAAUAAUCUUUGGAUCUCAAUUUGGUAAAUUUAUAAUAGCAAGCUUUAUAUAA
Naumovozyma dairenensis CBS 421 is the source of this 1530-nucleotide messenger RNA. It is a transcript of the gene KAR5, whose product is annotated as Kar5p. Gene Ontology annotation, biological process: karyogamy involved in conjugation with cellular fusion; nuclear membrane fusion involved in karyogamy. Lineage: Eukaryota; Fungi; Ascomycota; Saccharomycetes; Saccharomycetales; Saccharomycetaceae. The coding region runs from base 1 to 1530 and encodes 509 amino acids. The transcript has a single exon. Gene Ontology annotation, cellular component: endoplasmic reticulum membrane. The record is from RefSeq and is a predicted model, not a curated record.